Molecule: messenger RNA, 1696 nt
Organism: Nicotiana attenuata
Lineage: Eukaryota; Viridiplantae; Streptophyta; Magnoliopsida; Solanales; Solanaceae
Product: actin-like
Exons: 8
Coding region: 254-1390 (378 amino acids)
Source: RefSeq, a predicted model, not a curated record
AAAGGCAGGAUAACUUUUUUCCUGUUUUCUAAUUUAUUCUGUUCCUUGGACGCUCAAUACUGAACUAGCAAUGGGUUCGUAUCCAUAAAAAGAGUCAGAGAGAAGGUUCAUGUGCUAAUAGCUGGUGAUUUGUACUAGAAAUUGGAAAAUCUAUCUCACCUUGAGCUUGAAAGGAGAUAAAAAGGAGAAUCAAACUAUAUAUUAAGGAAGAAAUUCCUAUUACUGAGAACAAGUGUUUGAAGUCUCUUACAAGAUGGCUUAUUGGAAGGAUGAUCAACCAGUUGUUAUCUACAACGGAACUGGACGGUGCAUGGCCGGCUUUGCUGGGGAUGAUUCUCCAAGGGCUGUUUUUGAAACUCUAGUUGGUCGUCUUCGUCACAGUGGCGUCAUGGUUGGAAUGGGACAAAAAGAUGCCUAUGCUGGUGAUGAAGCUUGGUCUAAAAGAGGUAUGCUGACUCUAAAAUAUCCGAUUGAAUGUGGUAUCGUAAACAACUGGGGUGAUAUGGAGCAAAUCUGGCACCAUACAUUUUACAAUGAGCUCCGUGUUGCUCCUGAGGAGCAUCCCGUUCUUCUGACUGAGGCACCAUGUAACCCUAAGGCUAACCGAGAGAAAAUGACUCAAAUCAUGUUUGAGACAUUCUAUGUGCCAGCUCUGUAUGUCGCAAUCCAGGCUGUUCUUUCUCUAUAUGCUAGAGGUCGUCUUACUGGUAUUGUGCUUAACUCUGGUACUAGUGUAAGCCAAACUGUCCCAAUCUAUGAGGGGCAUGCACUUCCGCAUGCUAUCUCACGAUUAAAUCUUGGUGGCCGUCAUCUUACAGAUUAUCUCGUGAAGAUUCUCGCGGAGAGUGCUUUUCCAUUUAGCUCAUAUAUGAAGGAGAGGACUGCUUAUGAUAUGAAGAAGACGAUUGCUUAUGUUGCAGUGGAUUUUGAACAGGAGAUUGAAAAGGCAAAAAAUUGCUCAAAAUCAGUUGAGAAGGGCUAUGAGCUUCCUGAUAGACAAGUCAUUAAUAUUGGUGCAGCGAGAUUCUGUUGCCCUGAAGUCCUCUUCCAACCAUCAUUGGUUGGAAUGGAAGCGAAAGGCAUUCAUGAAAAAAUCUACAAUUCAAUCAUGAGAUUCGAUAUUGAUAUUAGGAAAGAUUUAUUUUCAAACAUUGUGCUUAGUGGUGGUUCAACUAUGUUUCCUGGUAUAGCAGAACGUAUGAGCAAGGAAAUAACUGCUCUUGCUCCAAGCAGCAUGAAGACAAAUGUGAUUGCACCACCUGAGAGGAUGUACAGCGCUUGGAUAGGAGGAUCAGUUCUAGCUUCUAUCAGUUCUUUCAAAAAUUGGUUGAUAACGAAGGGCGAGUAUGAUGAAUUUGGUCCGUCAAUUCUCCACAAGAAGUGUUUCUAAGCUUGGUGAUCUAUGUGAAUGAAUGCCAAUAUAGUUUGAAAGUUCAACAGGCAGAAGAAGCAUUUUGGUCCUAUCAUAUUUUGGCAAGAAAAAUGAGUUGAUUGCAGACAAGCUUUGUUUUAGAGAAAGGCAACACAACACAAUUAGUUAUUAAUUAACUGCAAUAUUACUGUACAAAUAGCUAACAAAAAGCAAGCUCUCUUUCCAGUUGCGUAAGGCAUGGAUUUUUGUUUCAUUACUUUUUUCCUUUUUCUCUGUUUAAACCUAAUUUAAGUUCUUGAUACUUAUUACGAUAAGUUAUUUAUU